This is a messenger RNA of Sitodiplosis mosellana (orange wheat blossom midge), 1807 nucleotides long. RefSeq lists its product as uncharacterized. Lineage: Eukaryota; Metazoa; Arthropoda; Insecta; Diptera; Cecidomyiidae. The record is from RefSeq and is a predicted model, not a curated record. The transcript has 3 exons. Bases 1097 to 1570 code for a protein of 157 amino acids.
UUGUUAUGUAUUCAAAAUGUUCAAGCGAAAUUGUUUUAUGUACAACUGUCGAGGGCGAUCCAGUGAAAGCAUCCAAAAAGCACACUGAGUCCACUUACACUUACAUGCAAACUUGAUGCCAAUAUUAUCCAUUUAACCUCGAGCAUUCGCCGCUGCCACUUGUGGAGUUUCAUUUUCGAGCAUCUUUUCGAUUCAUAAUUCGUAGCAUUUACCGAAAAGUGUUCAGCUUUGUUGGUUGAGCACAUUGAAGCUGAGACUCUUUUUAUUUAUCAGAGACAUUUUUCGUGUGACUUUUCAUUGUCUAUGUUAUUUUGAAUUCGUUGAACUGAUGUUCUAUUCUUCACAAUAUUUUUUGUUAUUCGAUGAAAUCAAUUAAAAAAUUUCAACUUUUUCCAAAACCAAACCAUCGAUUUUUGUGUGAAAAACAAAAAAAAUAAAUAAUUCAAAGUGACUUGAUUACAUUGAAGGAGUGACGAAGUGACUUGAUUGUUUUAUUGAGAUAAUUUGUCUAGAGGCAGAAUCUUAUGGGCUUUUUUCCAUACGAUUGGCGCCUGAGAGUUUUCCAUUGUUCAUUCACCAGUCGUAACGACACUCACGCGCUGCGUAGUUGUGAAAUCACUCUCAGCUGCUGUUGAAUCAACUGGUGGCUUCGCAAAAACACUUUUAUUGUAACUUGGAGUGGCAAUUGUGAAAAACAGUUAAUUAAAUGUCAAGCGUUUCUUGUUCAAUGCUCACGUUUAAGAUUUAGUUUUUGCAACAGUUCAAAUCAGUUAUUUCUUAAAAAUUAAAGCGAAGUUUCAACGAAAUGAAGAUUUCAGAAAUAUUGAAUUUCUCUAUUCAAUAGAGGGAUAAAUUACGGAAAAUAGAGAAAACAGAGACAAAAAGGAUAUAAAAUAGAAAAAAAAGAAUGUGAAAAAGGAAAAAAAGAGAAAAUUGAGAAAAAAGAGAGAAAAAAGAUGAAAAAGAACCAAAAAAGCGAAAAAAAAUUGAUAGAAUAAAAGAAAAAAGACAUAAUUGAAAACCAAAUCAAAAUUGUCUUGUUCCAUAACAUUUGAAGUUGCUUCGAAAGUUUCAGAUCUUCGAAAUAAAAAUAGAAAUGAAGAUUCCAACUGUAACCAAUUGUUGCUGUUGCCUUAGUUUAAGAGCAGCUGGACUGUUGAUUGGUGCGUUUGGUGUUUUGGCAAACAUGAUUGGCGUUUUAAGUGGCUAUGCAAUGGUAUUGAAUGUAAUCGGUCUCCUGGUGAAUUCCUGGUUCGUCUUUGGCAUUCUGAAAGAAAAUCCAAGGCUAAUGCUGCCCAGCAUAAUUCUGACGUUCUUCGCAAUCAUUUUGAUGUUUCUCUCACCAUUCUUCUUCAUAGCUUACUACCACAGCGAAGUGACAGAGGAUAAACAGGCAAACAACAAAUUGGCUUAUUUGUGCACCGCUCUAUCGUUGAUUUUGUAUUGUAUUGGAGUUCUCUCAACCUACCUGUGGCUAGUGCAUUAUUCCCUGUACAAAUCCAUAAAAGCUGGAGCACCACGAGGGCCAAACGUACACGUACAUGUCCAUAAAAAUGGUGGCGACGUUUAAAAUCAACUCGUGAAAGUCUCAUCACCGUCAAAUAAAAAUUGGUUCUCAAACGUCGGACGAAAAAAGCUCAUCACGCUCAACAUAUGGCUCAUAAUAAAUUACGCUUAAUACAGAGAGGGACCAAAUCACAUGCAUCAUACUUCUUCCAUAUCUAAAAUUGUGUGGACGAUCGUGUUUUUCUUGCUCAUGUAAAAUGUGUUGUGUUUCAGUAUUUUGUGGCGAAUAAAGCGAAAAGAA